Molecule: messenger RNA, 2331 nt
Organism: Trichoplax adhaerens
Lineage: Eukaryota; Metazoa; Placozoa; Uniplacotomia; Trichoplacea; Trichoplacidae
Exons: 21
Coding region: 1-2331 (776 amino acids)
Biological process (GO): SCF-dependent proteasomal ubiquitin-dependent protein catabolic process; protein ubiquitination
Cellular component (GO): SCF ubiquitin ligase complex; Cul5-RING ubiquitin ligase complex
Molecular function (GO): ubiquitin protein ligase binding
Source: RefSeq, a predicted model, not a curated record
AUGCCGACAGGUUUAUUACUCAGUGCCGACGAUUCAUCGAAUGAUGAUUUCGAACGUAGUUGGCAGCAAAUUGAACAUACUCUAUUGGCGCUCUUAAAUCAGCAACCUAUCAGCAAAAGGGAAUGGCAAGAUCUCUUUGCAUUGACUUUUCGAUUGAGUAUGUGGUAUGAAUCAUCCAAUCAAAUAAUUGUCGAUAACUUUAAUAGCGUUAUUAACAGAUUUGUCCUGGAUAAAAAGGAGGUUCUUGCAGCGCAGAGUGACAAGCUAGUCUUUUUGCAAGAAUAUGUACAAAUUUGGGAGACUUACUAUCGUUUAUGCGAUUACAUACCGCAACUAUUUAAGAGGUUGGAGGUAGCUUCAACCAACAAAUCUGGCAGUGCUGCUUUGUCAGUUAGUAAGAGAAAUAAAUGUCAAGCUUUUCGAGAUACAAUGUUGGAGAAAUGGAAAGAUGGUUUGCUUAAUUACCAUAUCCAAAGAUUAUUAGAUAAUGUAAUGGAGUUGAUAAUAGAAGAGAAGCGUAAUCAUAUUUAUAAUGGACAACUUAUUACGAAUAUAAAGGAUGCGCUUGUUCAUCUCCAUUGCUCUAAAGAUAAAGAUAAGUUGGAUACUUAUCAACAAUUUGAACGAGCAUAUAUGAAAAAUAUUUUAGAAUAUUACAAGUUACAAUCUUCAAUGGCAUUGGACGAGAUGUCUAUGUCGGAUUACAUUCGUUAUGUAGAUGCUAAACUACGAGAAGAAGAGGAUAACUGUCGGCGAUAUUUGGAAUUUAGUUCCAUGAAAGUUGUACUCGAAUCCAUAGAAAAUCAUUUAAUAAAUAGUCGAAAAUCUAUAUUAUUACAAGAGUGUUUCAAAAUGAUAAAGAAUGGCAAUACUGCAGACCUUAUUAUAAUAUUUAAGUUACUGGAUCGAGUUAAUGGAUGUAUUGACAACGUAUUGGAAGCUUUGAGCUCACACAUACUUGAAUCGGGAAUGUCAACUUUAUUGACUGAUGCGGAAGUUAUUAUUUGGGAUAGCGAAAAAUACGUUGAUAAAUUUAUAGGGCUUUACGAAAAGUUUAGUGAAUUGCUUAAAGGUGGUUUCAACGACGAUGCACGUUUUUUGUCAUGUCGAGAUCAGGCUUUUAAGAAAAUCAUCAAUGAUCGGACUAUUUUCUCUAUAAAUAUUCCAACAAAGAUCAAAGGCAUGGGUAAGCUUGAACCGGAGUCCAGGUGCCCUGAGCUAUUAGCAGGCUAUUGUGACUUACUGUUACGUAAAACUAACGUAAAUAAAAAGUUGACAUCUGGGGAGAUAGAAAGACGUCUAAAAGAUGCGCUUCUGUUAUUGAAAUACGUUCAAAAUAAGGACGUUUUUAUGAGAUAUUACAAGGUCCAUCUCAUGAAAAGGCUUCUCCUAGAUAUUACAGCUGACCAAGAGAUGGAAGAGAAUAUGAUCGAAUGGUUAAGGAAUAUAGAAAUGCCCGUUGAAUUUAUCAAUAAAUUAGCAAAGAUGUUUCAUGAUAUUCAUAUUAGCCAUGAUGUAAACAAUCUCUUUAAAGAAGCUAGGAGUAAAGAGGCAUCUGAUACCAUUAAUGCCAAAAUUCUAAGUGCAGCAGCUUGGUCUCGAGGAUCAGAGAAUACUAACGUAUCACUUCCAUCCGAAUUAGCGGAAUAUAUUAAGGAGAUUGAAGGCUUUUAUCAUCAAAAAUACACCACUCGGAAAUUACAGUGGCACCAUUUAUAUUCCAGCGGCACUAUCACAUUUGCGACUAACUAUGGUAAGUACGAUUUAGAAGUGACAACUUUCCAGAUGUCGGUCCUCUUUGCUUGGAAUUUGAGACCAAGUGAUGAAAUCUCGCUCGAUAGUCUACGGAUUGCAACAGGAUUGAAUGAAUCAGAACUUCGUAAAACAUUAUUUUCACUGACUAACAAUUCCAAAAUGAAGUACCAGAUUUUACUUGUCAAUCCAUCUGUGCAAUCAUUUCGAGAAUAUACCCAUCAAUCAAUUUUCAGGAUUAAUCGUGAUUUUAAUAUUGUUAAAUCUGGAAAAAUACAAAAAAGGGGUAAAGUUACCUUAAUUGGGCGAUUACAGCUAGCGCCAGAAAAGGGUAACGAAGAAGAAAAUAAAGAAAUUGCUAGUUUACGAAUGCUUCGAACACAGGAAGCUAUCAUUAAGAUUAUGAAGAUGAGGAAAAGACUUCGUUUUGGUCAGCUACAGACAGAGCUCGUGAAUGUACUUAAAAAUAUGUUUUUUCCGCAAAAAGCAGUCGUAAAAGAUCAAUUGGAAAAGCUGAUAGAAGAAAACUAUAUUAAGCGGGACGAACAAGAUUUAAAUACAUUUAUUUAUUUAGCUUAG